AUGCAUGGGGAUCUUUUUGAGGAGUUGUAUAUGAAGGUUCCUCUCGGUCUUAUAGUUUCUUCCUCCUCUUCUGGUCCUCCAUUUAUUUGUAAGCUGAAGAAGUCUUUGUAUGACCUUAAACAGGCCUCCUGGCAAUGGUUUGCCAAAUUAUCACAUGCUCUUAUUUUUAGGGGUUACUCGUUCAGCCUUAAUGGCUACUCCUUAUUCACCAAAUUCACUAGCUCUUCUACUAUUCUUAUUGAUGUAUAUGUGGAUGACAUUUUAUUGGUUAGGAAUGAUGAUUCUGAGUUGACUUCUCUCAAAGCAUUUCUGGAUCAACAAUUCAAGAUCAAGGAUUUAGAGGUUGUGCAUUAUUUUCUAGGUCUUGAAGUUUCUCACCUGCUUCAUGUUCAGCUUGUCAAUCAACACAAGUACCUCAAAGAACUCCUAUCAGUAUUUCAUUGCUCUUCUGCAUCACCUGUGGUGACUCCUUUGGAUUUGUCUGUUAAGCUUACACCCACUUAUGGUGAUGCCUUGGUUGAUCCUUCUCCCUAUAGAAGGUUGAUAGGCAAGCUCAAUUUUUUGCAGCAUACUAGGCAUGACAUUUCAUUCUCAGUUCAGCACCUUAGUCAGUUCCUCAAUACUCCCAGAAUUGCUCACAUGCAUGCUGCUCUUCAUGUCCUUAGAUAUUUGGUCAAGGACCCUGGUAGAGGCAUCUUCUUCAACAGAACUCAGGAUUUUUCUCUUCAAGCAUUUUCAAAUUCUGACUGGGCAGGCGGUCCAUCUUCAAGAAAAUCUGUUAGUGGCUAUCUAGUCACUCUUGGGGGCAGCCCUGUUUGUUGGAAGUUUUCGGAAGAAGGAGGAACAUUUGGUGACAUUCAGAGUACCGUUGUCAGGACCCAGAUUGACUACCUACUCCUUAGAAGGUGCAAUAGAGGUCUUUGCACAGAUUGCAAGGUUAUUCCAAGCGAGAAUCUCUCAACGCAACAUAGGCUCUUGGUGAUGGAUUUGGAGAUCGGGAGGAAGAGGAAGAAGAGGAUUGAGUUCGGUCUACCCAAGAUCAAGUGGGGAGCCUUGACUAAGAACACAACUCGGGUGCUAGUGGAGAAGUUGGAGGCUAUGGGGGGCAUGGAGGAGUAG
This is a messenger RNA of Nicotiana tabacum (common tobacco), 1119 nucleotides long. The record is from RefSeq and is a predicted model, not a curated record. NCBI's taxonomy places the organism in Eukaryota, Viridiplantae, Streptophyta, Magnoliopsida, Solanales, Solanaceae.